Arabidopsis arenosa is the source of this 1251-nucleotide messenger RNA. Lineage: Eukaryota; Viridiplantae; Streptophyta; Magnoliopsida; Brassicales; Brassicaceae. The record is from the annotation of a GenBank genome assembly.
ACAACAACAACAAUCGAGAAAGCGAAGAAAUAAACAAAUAAUUUAAAUUAAAAAUCCACUCGCCGGAGACGCCGUCGUCUCGACGCCGGUGCUCCAAAAAAAAAAUGAAACGGAAAGGAGUCGGAUUCUCUCUCCCCGUCACGGUGGUGAUGUUGGUGAUCGGUUUCAUCUACUUUGCCUCGGUUUUCACUUUCAUCGAUCGGUGGUUCAGCCUCACUUCGUCUCCUGGAAUAGCUAACGCCGCCGUGUUCACCGCUUUGGCUCUGAUGUGUGUAUACAAUUACUCCAUCGCGGUUUUCAGGGAUCCGGGUCGGGUUCCACUCAAUUACAUGCCAGAUGUUGAAGAUCCGGAGAGUCCUGUUCACGAGAUUAAACGCAAGGGAGGAGAUUUGAGGUAUUGCCAAAAGUGUUCACAUUUCAAACCUCCGCGAGCUCACCAUUGUCGAGUUUGCAAAAGAUGUGUGCUUAGAAUGGACCACCAUUGUAUUUGGAUCAACAACUGUGUAGGACACACCAACUACAAGGUCUUCUUUGUCUUUGUUGUCUAUGCGGUGACUGCAUGUGUAUACUCCCUGGUUUUACUUGUGGGAAGCCUUACUGUUGAACCUCAAGAUGAAGAGGAAGAGAUGGGAAGCUAUUUAAGAACUAUAUAUGUAAUUUCAGCUUUUCUUCUUAUCCCAUUGAGCAUUGCGUUAGGUGUUCUUCUCGGGUGGCACAUCUACCUCAUUUUACAAAACAAAACGACUAUCGAGUACCAUGAAGGAGUGAGAGCUAUGUGGUUAGCAGAGAAAGGUGGGCAAGUCUAUAAGCAUCCAUAUGACAUUGGCGCAUAUGAAAACCUAACCUUGAUUUUGGGUCCGAACAUACUUUCUUGGCUCUGCCCUACGUCAAGGCAUAUCGGUUCUGGUGUGCGUUUUCGUACAGCUUUUGAUUCAAUCCCUACUUCAUCUGAAACAAAACCUUAGCCAAGACCCAAAUCAUGUAUUCCUCUCUUACUGGGGAGUUCCAUCGAAAAGGCUGCAGAUUUUUAACUUCACAGCACUCUGGCUUGUCCGUUUUCAAGCAUUUUAGCCGGCUCAGCUUAAAACCAAGACUAGCCCGUAAUCAGUAGUAGACUCUGCUUGACAAGGUUCUCUCUCUCGCAUCAUUGUUAACUGGAUCAAGAGCAUCCGUUUGUGAAAAUUAUGGUAUCGGUUAGGUAUUUUCCUUGUUUUUCUUUGGAUUCCUCACAAAUGAAAAGGAAGGUAGGUU